Messenger RNA from Acaulospora colombiana, 1222 nucleotides. The record is from the annotation of a GenBank genome assembly. Lineage: Eukaryota; Fungi; Glomeromycota; Glomeromycetes; Diversisporales; Acaulosporaceae.
GGCCUGUCUUCAGAUCCAAUCAUUCAUGGAACUGGUAGUGGUGAUGAAACUGAUCACAGCAGUCGGUUAUCUCACGUCAGUGUCAAAAGCUACCAGUCCACUCAGACCAAUGGUUCUCUGGGUCUCAACACCCCUCCCCCUACAGAAGUGGAUGAAGACUACAGAGCUACGCGGCGACGACUCGCACGCGAAGCUCGAAAAGCGGACGAACUUGCAGCCGCUUUGCCCCAAAGACUCAGGUCUAGCACCAUUCGAGGCUCUUCUCCGUCUCAGCCUACACCCGUAGCAACUCGCCCAGCUGCUAUGGCACUCUUCGAAACACUUUCUUCAUCCCCAGCCAGUAUUUCAUCGGUUCAACCCUCUUCCUCUCCAUUCACCUCUCGGCAUGCGCCUCGCGAUAGCUCAGCAAGUCGACCAUCGCCAAGCAUUGAGGACAACUCCUCAAGGAUCGAGAUUCUGCGACGCAACAGCAGCUUGAGUGGCUCGGAUCGAUCAUUGUCUCGGCCACGACCUUCGUCAAACGAUGAGACUCAGAUCCUGCGCGAUCAGUAUGAAGGUUGGAAGAACAAUAUACGUGACCACUCGGAUGCUGUCUUCAGAAACGCUGAGAAGCAAUUGGAAGAGUCGAAAGUUCGCUUCCAAAAGGAACAACAAGAAAAGCAUGCACGAGCUCAGGCAUUAUUUGUCGCUCAACAAGAGAAGCUAUACCAUCAAUUAAGUAGGAACCGUGCUGGAUCCGCUGGAUCUGCCGCCUUGAAUAUAGCCUCUGGUUCUAGCCAUCCUCGCAGCGGUAGCUUUGCUAUGCCAGGUCAAGGCCACGGGUUACCUUCAAGCGCGAGUCCCACUCUUCAACGCGGCGUCCAUCCAAGUAGCCCUGUGCCUCCCUCCAUCUCUCCUAAUCAUCCGCUACAAAGCAAGCAAUCUCAGACCUUUCAAAUGGCUGCAACAACCUCCUCUCAUGCUCCACUUCAUCGUUCCCAGUCUCGUACUUGGCUGCCUGCUGGUGCAUCUCCCUCUGUCAAACAAACAGACUUUGGAAACAGACACUCUGGUGGAUCUUCCGAUACUGACGAAGCCGAGAAUGCUGUAGAAGACGACGAAUCCGACGCACCUAUCCAAUUUGCUCAGCAUAAAGGCUCCCUUCCCAUUUCUAUUCCUAAUUCUACGGCUGGUCACAGACGGACAGGUUCUCAGAUCCAUACUGGUGCCUCAACGAUGUCAG